GAGCCUGGUAUGAAGUUUUAGGACAAAAUUCACAAUGGUCAAAUUGAUCAAUUAAGACCCCACUGAGGAGUGAGGGUCUCGUGUUGGUGAAGUGAGGAUUGGAUUAUUUAAAGAGAGAAUCAAAGCAUGAAUCAUCACUUUCAUUAAAAUAUGCCACUGUCUUUUAAUUAAUUAAUGUUUCUAAUUAUUUGUUUUGUGACAAAUCACAGAGGUCAUUAUCGUUUGGCCUAAUUUUACAGAGUAGUGACAUAACGAAAUGAUUCACAAUUAAAACAAUAUAGCAGAUCAUGUGUACCUGUUUAAUGCCAGGACAUUAACACGUCACAAUUCUGUUAAGGCUCCACUUUUUCUUUUCUCCUCCUUUUUGAGAUAAAGAUACUCUACCUAUAUUAUCUUCAUGACUCAGGCACUGUCCUCGUCUUAUCUUUGCGGCCGAUACUUUGAGCUCUGCGAGUAGAAAUGGGCCGGAGCUGUUUUAAUGUGAAACACCUGUGGUUAAUGAUUGUGGUUAUUGGAUAAUGGGAGUAUAAAACAAGAGGCUUACACUGUGCUUCUCUGCCUUCACCAUGUCUUUUUCUGGAAAGUACCAGCUGGAGUCUCAGGAGAACUUUGAGCCUUUCAUGAAGGCCAUCGGUCUCUCUGAUGAACUCAUCCAGAAGGGCAAAGACAUUAAGAGCACUUCAGAAAUUGAGGAGACUGGUGAUGACUUCAAAGUGACUGUGACAACAGGUCCAAAGGUUCUUACCAACUCGUUCACUAUUGGACAGGAAGCUGAGCUGGAGACUGUUACUGGUGAGAAGAUCAAGACUGUGGUAAUGCGUGAUGGCAACAAGUUGAAGGUCUCUCUGAAGGGAAUUGAGUCUGUCACAGAAAUGGUGGAUGGGAACACUAUUGUCAAUACGAUGACUCUGGGUGGCAUUGUUUACAAGAGGACGAGCAAACGCAUAUGAACAUCCUGCACUAACUUGACUAAUAAAAUCUUAAUGAAA
Molecule: messenger RNA, 989 nt
Organism: Lampris incognitus (smalleye Pacific opah)
Lineage: Eukaryota; Metazoa; Chordata; Actinopteri; Lampriformes; Lampridae
Product: fatty acid-binding protein, liver-type-like
Exons: 4
Coding region: 567-950 (127 amino acids)
Biological process (GO): fatty acid transport
Cellular component (GO): nucleus; cytosol
Molecular function (GO): fatty acid binding
Source: RefSeq, a predicted model, not a curated record